ACAGAGAGACGCCAUCAUACUCACAGAAUUCAACAACUACACCCCGAAAAAAGAGUUGACCCGAAGCCCCAAGGUGCUGGAGCAUCAGGUCCCUGUGAUAGCACAUUUGCUCUCGAGACUGGGCCAGUCGUUUAUGUCCUGAUGCCCACUUCCCGUAAUGGCCCAUGGCGCCCUCCACGAUCUUUGUGAAGAUGCAGGGGGACAGGGACAGCCUGAAGGGCAGUACUUUGUACUGCUGAGCUUGACCCUUGAAUACAAAUUAAAGAAAUGGUCUGCGUCAAGGAAAAAUUGAGACAUGGAAGCACACAUCCUUUAAGUCAACCGCUGCAAACCUGUGGCUGAACACAUUUGGUAAUGCAUUUCUGCAUCUGCAUUUUGAACUGGAGCUUGCAAAUGGCCCGAUUCAUAACACGCAGGUCCAGGAUUGUCCAAAGGCCACCUCCUUUUUUUGGCAUGAUGACCUCGUCUCGGCUGGAGGGACCGGCUCGAUUGUAUCCUUUGCCAGGAGGACAGUGAGCGCCUUGGACCGCAACUGAAGUCUGGAGAACAGUGCAGGGGGAGUGUUCGCUUGAGAACCAUACCAGACCGUUUCUGGCCCAAAAGACUUGCGCACAAAUGACAUAUUUUCAAGACGUGCAGCAAAUUCAAAACCAACAAAUGUGUAUCAGUUAAUAUUAAUCGAUUUCUGCAAUGAAACGUCACAGCUUCGUCGCACGCUUUUGCUGGUAGUUUUGAAUAUUUUCAGAAACAUCUAUUUUACUUAAUAUAUUUUGAAUAUACUUUUCUGUUCACUUUGUUUUGUUUUUUUUGAACAGAACCUCUAUUUUUGGACCGGCGGCGUGACGUCAUAAGGCUGCGCCGCGGUCCCGCGUCAGUUGUCAUUCUGCUAAAAAAAAGAAAAACUAUUAAGAUGGCGGUUAUUAAAGAGGAAAGUGAAGACAUGAGGAUCGAAGCGGACUUCAGAGUGAAACAAGAAGACGCCGAGGAUCAAGCAGAUCUGAUCAUACUGAAAGAAGAAAGCCAAGAACUGCCUGAAACGGAAGAGAAAGAUAAGUGCGAGAAGCUUCACGAUUUCACAAUCGGAGAGAAAUCCCAUCCCACCGGAAAAAAGCCCUCUCGGAAGAGGGCUCAAAAGGCGGAUUCCAACAGCUAUUUCACCUGCUGUCAGUGCGGAAAGAGCUUCAAUCAAAAGCAAAACCUCGAAGUCCACAUGAGAGUCCACACUGGAGAGAAGCCCUUCAGCUGCCAGCAGUGCGGAAAGUGCUUCACUCAGAAAGGAAACCUCAAAAGUCACCUGAGGAUUCACACCGGAGAGAAGCCUUACACCUGCAAGCUGUGCGGGAAGAGCUUCACGGCAGAACCGAACCUCAAGUACCACAUGAACAUUCACAAUGGAGUGAAGCCGUUCACUUGCGAUCAGUGUGGAAAGAGCUUCACUCGUAAAGUAACCCUCAAUUACCACACCAGGAGUCACACGGGGGAAAACGGUUUAAUUUGCCACCACUGCGGAAAGAGUUUCAGUCACAAAGUGAGCCUCAAGACUCACAUGAGGCUUCACACCGGAGAGAAGCCCUACACCUGCCCUCAGUGCGGGAUGAGCUUCACGUACAAAGCAUCCCUCGAUUCUCACAUGGGAAGCCACGCUGGGGGGAAUCCUUACUCCUGCAAAGUGUGCGGGAAGAGCUUCUCGCUGAAAGGAAAUCUCAAGACUCACACGAGAAUCCACACCGGAGAGAAGCCGUUCGUGUGCGUUCAGUGCGGAAGGUGCUUCACGCGUAAAGUAACCCUCAAUUACCACAUGAAGAUUCACUCGAGGGAGGACUGCUUCAUAUGCCAUGAAUGUGGAAAGAGCUUCCCAGACAUGAAACACCUGAACAGGCAUGUGGUAAUUCACUCCGGAGAGAAGCCUUUCAAAUGCCAGCAGUGCGGAAAGGGAUUCCAGUUCAAUAAAAACCUCAAGACUCACGCGAAAAUUCACACGAGAGAAAAAACGUUCAAAUGCCAUCAGUGCGGGAAGAGCUUCAGCUACAAAGUGAGCCUCAAGACUCACAUGAGACUUCACACCGGAGAGAAGCCCUACGCCUGCCCUCAGUGCGGGAAGACCUUCGCGUAUACAGCGACGCUCAACGCGCACAUGAGGAGCCACACCGGAGAGAGGCCGUACGCGUGCGGUCAGUGUGGGAAGAGUUUCACGCGCAAAGGAAACCUCAAUUACCACACGAGGAUCCACUCUAGGGAGAACAGUUUUAAGUGUCUUCAGUGCGGAACGAGUUUCGCUGACGGGAACCACCUCAAGAGUCACGUGACGACUCACGUCGGGGAGAAGCCUUUCAUGUGCCGUCACUGCGGAAAGAGUUGCGCCAACAAAACAAAUCUCGAGGUUCACGUAAGGGUCCACACCGGAGAGAGGCCUUUCACCUGCCCGCAGUGCGGGAAAGGUUUUACACUCAAAGGGAAUCUUAAGACGCACAUAAGAGUCCACACCGGAGAGAGGCCGUUCACGUGUCUUCAGUGCGACAAGACCUUUACGUAUCAAAGAGAUCUGAAACAUCAUCUGCGAACGCAUUCUGAGAAGAAGCUCCAGUGCUUCGAGUGCGGAAAGGGAUUUCGGAAAACCGGCAACUUCAGAAAGCACCUGCGCAUUCACUCGGGAGGGAGGCGAUGUAAUAAAAAAUUCAUUUCGCCGGCGCACUUACAGAUACACUUGAAGAGGCGCUAUUUGUGCUCCUCGUGUGGAAAGAGGUUUAAAUGGCUCAGCGGUUUAAAAUGGCACCAGAAAAUACGGAUCUGUGUGAAAUUGAAAAUUUCGCCUCCGCUAAACGCGGGCCAAAUCUGAUUCUCCAGCUUCAUGACCGCUUGCCUCCGUGUACUUUUGUCUUGAGGUUUCUUCGUUCUUUUUGUCGUGUACUCACGGGCUUUCACUUCACUUAUGUAAAAUAUUGAGUGCUUAUGUAGAGGCAUCGCUCCAUUCCACGUGUUUAUAUCUCAGAAUCGUAAUAUUAGUUGAACUUCUGUCUUGCUGUGAAUUACUGCAUUAUUCAGCGUAAGGAAGACUGUAAAUAAAAGAACAAAAACUGUAUGAAAACCGAUAAAUAUCUGGACUUUGACAUGGAUGUUGGGCAUCAUCUGGUGACAAAACUGUAAAAGCACUUCUGUAUUUUUAGCUUAUACAAUGGACGAUGUUAACACAGCGUUACAAAAAAACGCUGGCUAAAGGUUAAAGCAGUACUUCCCUAUACAUAUAGUAUAUGUAUGCUAAUGUAUAGUAUCAGCCUAGUAUAUUCCAUCUGGUAGCGAACACAGGUGUACUAGAAAGUUUAAUCUCUGUCCAGUGUCUGCGCCGUUUCUCUCCACAAGGUAUAAAAAUGUCUUGUUAAAA
This is a messenger RNA of Puntigrus tetrazona (Sumatra barb), 3379 nucleotides long. RefSeq names its product gastrula zinc finger protein XlCGF26.1-like. The coding region runs from base 911 to 2836 and encodes 641 amino acids. Gene Ontology annotation, molecular function: DNA-binding transcription factor activity; RNA polymerase II cis-regulatory region sequence-specific DNA binding. The transcript has 3 exons. Gene Ontology annotation, biological process: regulation of transcription by RNA polymerase II. The record is from RefSeq and is a predicted model, not a curated record. Lineage: Eukaryota; Metazoa; Chordata; Actinopteri; Cypriniformes; Cyprinidae.